Molecule: messenger RNA, 1937 nt
Organism: Rhipicephalus microplus (southern cattle tick)
Lineage: Eukaryota; Metazoa; Arthropoda; Arachnida; Ixodida; Ixodidae
Product: ADP-sugar pyrophosphatase
Biological process (GO): ribose phosphate metabolic process; nucleoside phosphate metabolic process
Cellular component (GO): nucleus
Molecular function (GO): ADP-ribose diphosphatase activity
Source: RefSeq, a predicted model, not a curated record
GUAGCGCCACCGCCCCUUAAAAACUAGAGACCCCGCUGCGGCCCGCGCCAGAAUAGACCAUCGGUGACGUGUGACGCUGUCGCGUUGAAGGCCGUGCAUCCUCACGAAAGGACCUCUGAGCUCGGACUAUAGUAGACCUGCUGUUGCUAAACCAGACGGAAUCUUUCUGUGGUCCAUUCUGAGAGAUAGACCUCUAAACGCGCUUUUGCGUCUUCGUUAAAGCUUCCCCCUCUCCCAUCUUCAGUGCCGUACGGCUUGUCCGCCGAGCAGCGGCCAAGCGAUCACAUCGGUGCCAAGACGAGUGCGCGAACGAUGACCUCGAUGUUCCAGACGCGACUGACCAUGGCGCCCUCACCGACGCCUUCCCACUCCAAGAGGUUGGACAAGAAGAAGUUCACGCACGUCUCCAGUGAGGUGAUCGCCCGCGGCGAACACAUGUCGCUCGCCAAGUACAAGUACGUGGAUGCCACUGGCAGCCAAAAGAUCUGGGAAGUGGCCGAACGAUGCCAGAAAGCCAAGAGCAGCGAGUCUGACUCCGUCUGUGCUAUUCCCAUUCUUAAGCGCAUGCUCAAGUAUGACUGCCUGGUUCUCGUCAAGCAAUACCGGCCAUCCAUGAAAGCCUUCACCCUGGAGUUCCCUGCUGGCGUCGUAGAGCCAACAGACCAGACAUCGGAGGCAUCCGCUUUGAGGCGGCUCAACUCCCAGACCGGCUACACUUGCACCGGCCUCAAGAAGACCAGCCCCCUGACUGCCUCUGAUCCAGUCCACACAGCGUGCACGACGAAGCUCGUCUCGGUCGACAUAAACGGCGAUGAUCUUCGCAAUCUCAACGCCCAGCAGAAGUUCGGUGAAGGAGAGUUCUAUGAAGUAGUCCAGGUUCCCAUGAACGAUGUCCUUAAGCGGUUAAAUGAGUACACCGAGGAGGGCUACGUCAUCGACUCUCGCGUCUACACCUUCGCCCUGGGUCUGUCCAUGGGUCUCCGAAUGGGCGCCGAGCAGAACGGCGACAAGGAGGACGACGUCCAGAUAGUGACCAACAUCAUCGACCACUAGUAAUACAAGAUGGCCACGUCUUCACCGGUCUUGGACUCGCCGCCUCUACUCUCUUCAGGACACUGUAUCUUCCUCGCUCGAUGCUGACAAGCGUGGAACCGUGCUACACUGCACUGUCACUGAGGAAGUUUUACCCAAUGCUUUCGAUCAACCUCUGAAGAAAACCAAGUUUAAAAGCCUCCAAUUAAACUAUACACACAUUUAUCAUACGUUGCAUGACGUAGGUCAUAAGAAGUUACCCUUGAAAUAACCCAACUGUGACCAAGAACCUCAUUUUAUAACAAUGCAGCCACAGUAUGCCUUUCUGCAAUGUAUACAGAGAUGACAGAUGUAGAUUUAAACUUGGGCAGCUUGCGGUGGGCAGGGCCGUGUGGAGCGUUUGUGUAUUAUGUUGAGAAUUUCUCUUUUCGUGACAUUUUAUGCAUUGAUACUUCAAACUCCAUGGACAUUUUUUUUCAUUUUGUUGCUGUAUAAUUAUUAUUGUCCCUUUUUUACGAUUUAUGUUUAUGUGGUACCUGAAAGCUCACUCUUCGUCGAAAUGUGCACUAUGUUACUAUUUCUUCAAAAGCAGUUGGAACUGUGGGAACGCUGCCAUAGUUUCUGUAAUAAGGAUAAUUAUCGUACAGUUUAGCCGCUUGUUGGCACCAAAGAAUAUGGAGACACUGAGGCAAAAAAAGCCGCAACCUCCAACAAUGCAUGCCAUAUACGUACUUGACUAAUUUUUAUACGUUUUUGGACUGAUCCUUAGCCCUGGGACUACUUCAAUUAAGGCUUCGUAAAUCUAUACAGUCAUGAUGUGUUCCUCUAUGGUGUCUCUUCAAUGUGAAUUUCAGUGUCGCAUCUGUACGUUGUUGAGAAUAAAGAGUGAUGUUAUCCUCUACAGA